Apis cerana (Asiatic honeybee) is the source of this 1919-nucleotide messenger RNA. Its product is annotated as ribonuclease H2 subunit A. Gene Ontology annotation, molecular function: RNA-DNA hybrid ribonuclease activity; RNA binding. Gene Ontology annotation, cellular component: ribonuclease H2 complex. Lineage: Eukaryota; Metazoa; Arthropoda; Insecta; Hymenoptera; Apidae. Gene Ontology annotation, biological process: mismatch repair; DNA replication, removal of RNA primer. The record is from RefSeq and is a predicted model, not a curated record.
UCUCAAGAACGGGACCUUUAAUGACACCGAUAAGGAUUCGAGCAUUUUAUUGUGAGGUUAUAUUUUGCGACACACGAUAUUACUAACACACGGCGUCAUCAACUAUUUCUACCGAGGACACGCGUACACAUGCACACAGGUUAAGUUAUACGUUUUUCGACUGAUAAAAAACAUAUAAACAUUAAGAAGAACAAAACAAAUAUUAUGAGUAAUGUUAAAGAAAUGAUAUUGGACGAAAAUUGUAUUAAUCAUUCUAAAGAUAUUAAAAUUACCUGCAGAGAUGAUCUAACCCCGUAUUUUAAAGCCUGGAAUCACAGCAACAAUAAAGUUCACUUGUCAAAGGUACCACAAAUAUGUAAGGAUGAACCGUGUCAGCUUGGUAUCGACGAGGCUGGACGUGGGCCAGUCCUUGGGCCCAUGGUUUAUGGAAUUUCUUACGCACCUUUAUCCGAAAAACAACUUCUCGUGGAUCUAGGUUGUGCUGAUUCCAAGAGUUUGACAGAGGAAAAAAGAGAUACAAUUUUCGAUAAAAUUUGUGAACAGUACAAGACAAUAGGUUGGGCUGUGGAUGUCAUAUCUCCUAAUGUUAUUUCAAAUAGCAUGUAUCGUCGGGUAAAGACUUCUCUAAACGAGGUGUCUAUGAAUUCUGCGAUUGAGCUAGCUAAAUUAGUGAUUGAAGCUGGUGCAAGGAUCACGGAGAUCUAUGUAGAUACGAUAGGUAAGCCAGAAAAGUAUCAAGCCAAAUUGGAGCAAAUUUUUCCAGAUAUAAAGAUAACAGUCGCAAAAAAGGCCGACUCCACGUAUCCUAUUGUCAGUGCUGCCAGUAUUUGCGCUAAAGUCUCUCGUGAUCAUGCUAUAAGAGCUUGGCAAUUUCUCGAAGGAUCGAUAAUGACAGAAUACGGAAGUGGAUAUCCAAAUGAUCCAGAGACUAAAAAGUGGCUAUCCGAAAAUGUGGAUCCCGUAUUUGGGUUUCCGCAUAUUGUCAGAUUCAGCUGGUCUACCGCUGAAAAGAUUCUGGAAUCAGAUGCCUUAUCUGUUGAAUGGGAAGAAAUGGAAGACGUAAGGAAUCCUGGGGAGCAAAAGAUUUCCAGUUUCUUUGCCAAAUCACCAGAUAAAUCUUUCAAAUCUCAAAAAAAGCGGCAUCAAUUUUUUACCGAAAGAUGCCUCUUCAAUACUUCCUCAUUAUGAUUUUUCUAAUUUAUAUACGAUACAAGUAAUAUAUACACCCACACACACACAUACAGAAUUACAAUUAAAAAGCUAUUUCGAACUAAAACUUUUGUCUGAUCCAUCGAUGUAAACGCCGUUUUAUUUAUCAGAACGUUAAGUUAAAGAUAAAAGUUCAAUUUAUGUACAUAUGUACAGUGUGCAUUCUUACAGUAAAAUACGAUAUGCAAAGAGUGGUUUUCCAACUCACUCAAUGUAUUUUACUUGUAAUUAACAAUUAGGAAUGUUAUUUAGCAUAAAAUGUUCUUUGGUAAAAUACACUCUACAUUCACACGCGUACACACGAUUCACAAUAAUUUCUAGAAUAACAUACAUAUCUCUGCAGUUGAUUAAUAGCGACUAGAUUGAUAAAAGCUAUGUCAAGAACACUCUCACCGAAUUAAAAUGUUUUUUGCUCUCUCAUGCGACUGGACGAUAAAAACACUCGUGUACAAUUAGAAUAUAAAUAUGCUCGGCAUUCAUUCGUUCAUUCAUUCAUUCAUUCGUUCAUUGUUAUUGAUUAUUAUUUGUUCAUUCAUUUUGUGAUUCAUUUCUUUAACAAUAAAAGACAAUAAAAAAGAAAAGGAAAGAAAAGUACAUAGAGCGGCAAUUUCAAGAAUCUGAAGAUACAAACAUAGAUUUAUAAAUCGAGUUUGUUUUUUAAACUUUGUUUUCUUGUAUCAACAAUUGAAUAAAAUCUUUUUUUCAAGUAA